Molecule: messenger RNA, 3114 nt
Organism: Symbiodinium pilosum
Lineage: Eukaryota; Dinophyceae; Suessiales; Symbiodiniaceae
Source: the annotation of a GenBank genome assembly
AUGCCUUCUCCAGUUACGGCCCACGCGGCCAACACCGUCGGGAUCUUGCCCGACGCUAUCUACCCGCAGGACGCGUUCAUCCGCGCGUCCGGUCUCUCUAAGACCCGCCUGCGUGAGGCCCGCUUAGUCGGGCUGCCUUUGCCCACCUUCUGCAUCGGCAAGCGCGUGUUCGUUCGCGGCCGGGAUGCGAUCGAGUGGAUGCCCCAGCUGGCUGAACGGCUCGCCCAACGCGAGACGCCGGCCCCCCACCGCGUGGCAGUAGUGGGAAGCCGGCGUGACUCUGGAGACCUUAUUGUGACACAGGAAGUGCAGCGAGGGCAACAAGCCCACCGCGAACUGGUCGACCCGGCCGCGACGGCUGAGGAACUCAAGCGAUGCGAGGCCAUCAUCGAACGAGGCCUGCAGGCGGCGUACGAAGUCGGCUUGGCUCUCAAAGAAAUUCACGAUCGCAAGCUCUACAAGGUCCGCUACAAGACCUUCGAGAACUACAUCCGCCAUCGCUGGGGUCACAACCGGAAUUGGGGAUACGGCGUGAUGCGUGCGGCCGAGGCGGCCAACUGUAUUCCGCGGGAUACAAAACAGCCCAACUACAAACAGGCACACGCCCUGUCAUACGCGCCAGCCGAGGAUCGGGCGCGCAUUUGGGAGUCGCUGCAGGAAGAGCACGGCGAUGCAGUUACGGCCGACAAGGUACGGGACGCCGUCCACGAUGCCCGCCACGAGAAUGAGCGGUCCGAGGCGGGCGAGGACAUCCCGCCCGCCAGCCCCACCGCGACCACUCCGGGUCCGACCACCAGCUCGCCGCAGCACUUAGACACCGUCGUUCGGCAUAAGGACGACGCAGUUGAUGCGGUGCCGAUCGACAUCCAGCCGCCUGACGUCGAAGUUGACGGCGGUUCGCUCAGCGACGAGGAGGUGCGUGCGAUCCUAGGUGAGGCAGCGGAUUGCGCCCGUCAAUGCGAGGAGCUAGUCCUCAAGCUCCACCAUGAGUGGGAGCGGCGCGGCGGGCCGAGAGGGUUUCUCGAAGGCGUCGCCAAGGAAAACUCGGGCGAAGUCUGGGCCGGCCUGCAGCUCGCCUACGGAAUGCUCGCCUUCAUGGACGGGCUAGACCCCGUUCUGCAGCCGGUCUGCGACGGCGGGAAGGCGGCGAGCCGCCGCGAGCCGUGCCCGGUCUGCGAGAAGCCCGACUGGUGCUGCCUGACCGGACCGGAGGGCGCCAUCGAGGCCGCCGUCUGCAUGAGGGUUCAGUCCAGCAACCCGCGGCCAAAUGGCGGCUGGGCACACAAGCUCCGCGACGAUCCGCUGGCCUACUACGAUCCGCCGAGGCCCCGGCCCGCAACCUCAAAGGCCAAGGAAACCCGGAGCUAUGCGUCGCUCAGCGAGGCCAGCAGCUACUUCGUCAGCAAGUACGGGCAGCCCACCGGCGAGUGGGAGUAUUUCCGCGACGACGACGCCGGCCGCAACGGCAUCGCCUGCGGUGUCGUGCUCCGCUGGGACCCGGCGGGCGAGGACAAGGUUAUUCGCCAGUUCACGCAGGCAGGCGGCACGUGGCAGUGUACGCACAUGCCGGCGCCGAGACCGCUCUACAACCUUCUGGGCGUCGCAGACCGCCCGGGCGAGAUCGUGCUUAUUGUCGAGGGCGAGUCCGCGGCAGACGCGUUAACGUCGGUCGGACUGUUGGCGGUCACGAGCAGCGGCGGCGCCAAGGCCCCGGACAAGACCGACUGGAGCCCCCUGGCUGGCCGCAACGUGGUUGUGUGGGGCGACAACGAUCCGGACGGGCGCGCCUACGUCGAGAAGGUGACGGAGUUGCUGUCGGUAAUCACCAACCCGCCGCGCAUCCGGACGCUGACCGCCCCGGACCUGAUCGACGGAAGCCCCAUGCCCACCAAGGGCGACGCGGUCGACUGGAUCAACAACCACGGCGAUGCGGCCGAGCCCCAGGUAAUCGCCGGGAACCUGCAGGCGAUCAUCGACGCGUCCUCCGAAUGGAAUCCAGACGACGCGGAGCCUGCAGCCGAUGAGGUUCCGCCGGCCGUCACCUAUCAGCUCAUCACCUGUCGGGAGCUGGCCGCCGGAGACUACAAGCUCGAAUACCUCAUCGAGAACGCGAUGGUUGCGGGCCAACCGCUCAUCAUCGCUGGGCAGCAGAAGACCCUUAAGACGUCAUUCAUCAUCGCCGCGGCCAUCGCCCUGGCGACCGCGGGAUACUUUCUCGGCAAGCUGCUUGUAGGUCGCGCCGCCCGCGUGGCGGUAAUGUCCGGUGAGUCUGGGUUGGCGACCAUCCAAGAAACCGCCUUCCGCAUCGCAGCCGCAGCCGGGCAUCACCUAGCGGACAUCGAUAACCUCUUCUGGUCGCCAGACGUCCCCAAGUUUGGCGACCUGGACCACCUCGAAGCGAUCGAGCGGUUUCUCGUGGAGAACAAGAUCGAGGUCUUGUUUAUCGAUCCCGCCUAUCUGUGCCUACCGUCGGCGGACAGCGGCAACCUCAUGGCGCAAGGUGAGCUGCUCCGGGGCAUGGCGGCCAUCUGCCAGCGGCUGGGCGUGACGAUGGUGCUCGCUCAUCACACGAAGAAGAACACUGCCACGCCUGCCGGCGACCCCCCGGAACUGUCCGACAUCGCUUGGGCCGGCUUCGCCGAGUUUGCCCGCCAGUGGUGGCUCAUCGGGCGCCGGGAGAAGUACAAGCCGGGCAGCGGCGAGCACAAGCUGUGGCUGUCCGUGGGGGGCUCUGCGGGCCACUCCGGGCUUUGGGGUGUCGACGUGUCCGAGGGGGUCUACAGCCCGCACACGCCCCGCACGUGGGACGUUGAGGUUCGGCCAAGCUCUGAGGUCUUCGAAGAGAAGGCCGACGACCGCGAGCAACGCAAGCAGGCCAAGGCGGCCGAGCGGAAGGCUGAGCAACUCGAUAGCGAUUGCCGGCAGAUCGUCGCGGUGAUGACGCGGCUGGGGCGGGCGGAAACCAAGAGCGUUAUCAGGGACGCUGCCCAGAUAACCGGGUCACGUGCUAACGCGGCGUUCUGCCACCUCGAAGCCGACGGAACGGUCCGAUCGGCAGAGGUCACCCGAGACAACAACCAGAAAUAUGGGGGGUACGAACUGUGCCAGGAAUGA